This is a messenger RNA of Caenorhabditis remanei, 1230 nucleotides long. RefSeq lists its product as uncharacterized. NCBI's taxonomy places the organism in Eukaryota, Metazoa, Nematoda, Chromadorea, Rhabditida, Rhabditidae. Bases 1 to 1230 code for a protein of 409 amino acids. The record is from RefSeq and is a predicted model, not a curated record. The transcript is spliced from 8 exons.
AUGUUUCUAAUAGUCAUCUCAUUGGCUAUUUUUGGUAUUUCCAAACAAUCUUCAAGUUUCAACUCCACUUGUCCGGUAGAAUAUUGGAAUCUCAUAAACACAGAUUCCAUCCCAAAUGGCGAUAUUCACGCUGAAUGGAUGAGGCAGAAUUGGAGCAGAAGGGACAACAUGUUUCAAUCUGAGCUCCGCCUUCUUAAUGGUUAUUUAUAUGCAGACUUCAUUGCAGUAACAACUACAGUCCAGUAUAAAACUGGUAAAACUGCGUUCUGCCGUUACUUUGAUUGCAAUCAGAGAGAAAUACCAAACUCCUCGUGGCAGUCCUCUUUCUUCCCAUUAAACACUGUGUACUGUGUGAGAAGAGCUGGGGCGAAAUUCGUGUCAAUUUCAUUCGAGGAGGAUGGAUUCUAUGCAAAACCAGCAGUUCCGCUGAUGUUCAGAGCGUUUGAAGAACCUAUCCACGAGAUAGGAAUGUGUGUAGGUCCGUUUUAUGGGCCCGAGAAACGAUGGUUGACACUUAUUGAGUUUGUGGAACAUAUGAAAAUUUAUGAAGUAUCCAUGUUUUAUUUCACUAUUUUCGAUAUGGAUGGAUACUCCCGACUGGCUUUAGAUGAAUACGAGCGUCAGGGACUAGCAGAAACAACAGUAAUUCAAACAGAGUACACACAGCUUGAUUGGAUGUUCCACUUGAUUCAACUUCACGAUUGUUUCCAUAGAAGUCGUUCUCAUUCAAAGUGGGUCAUCAAUGCUGAUAUUGACGAGCGUUUCGUCAUGUUUCAUCCUGAUCUCACUUUAAUACAACUGCUGAAAUCACAACACCACAAUGUCGGAGAAUUGAAUUUUCAGGCUAGACGAAUUCAAAAGACUCAAAAUUCUCCAGAAAAAUACACUAAUUUACUGGAAACGAUUGACAAUUUGGAGGCAUUGAAGUUCUUAAAAACAGCAAUGACAAGAAUUUGGGAAUCUUCUAAAAGUAUUUACCGGCCGGAAAAAGUUGCAGUUCAGACAUAUCAUCAUACUCACUUACAGUAUCCUGGAGUUUUUGUGAAAAAUAUUCCGAGAGAUGUAGCAAUGUUUAGACACUACCGGGUAACAACCGUCAGAAACAGUAUAGGAAAUGGUUGGGUUUACGGGGAUAAUUUCACCGAUACUGGUUUGGAACCAGAACUGGAAAAGCUUUUGGUUCAUAAAGUGGCUAAUAUGGUUGAACAUGUUUACGAGUUGUCGAAAUGA